Messenger RNA from Nerophis lumbriciformis (worm pipefish), 723 nucleotides. The record is from RefSeq and is a predicted model, not a curated record. Lineage: Eukaryota; Metazoa; Chordata; Actinopteri; Syngnathiformes; Syngnathidae.
AUGACUCUCGAGGGGGGAAUGAGAUGCGUCAAGUACUUGCUCUUCUUUUUCAACUUCAUCUUCUGGUUAUGUGGCCUGGCACUGAUCGUGGUGGGCGUGCUGGUGCAGGUGUCCUUACACCAGACGGUCAUGAUGAAGGACGCGUCGGCCUCGGGAGCGCCCAUCGUCAUCAUCGCCAUCGGCGUGGUCAUUUUCUUUAUCUCCUUCUUUGGUUGCUGCGGCGCUUGGAAGGAAAACUACUGCAUGGUUACCAUGUUCUCCAUCCUUCUCUCGUUGGUCAUCCUCGUGCAGAUUGCAGCGGCCAUCGCCGGUUAUAUCUUUAGAAACAAAGUGUCCAGUGUGGUCCAAGACAGUUUGGCGGAUAUGAUUUCCAGGUACAGCAACAGCUCGGAGGAAUUCAAAGCCAGCGUGGAUUCUCUACAGAAGGAGUUGAAAUGCUGCGGCAUGAACGGCUCCUCCGACUGGCGCGACUUCCGCCCCGAUGGGAAUUCCGUGCCCGACUCGUGCUGUGUGAACGUGUCAGUCAAUUGCGGUGUCGGGGCCAUGGCUGACUCUGCUAAAGUGCACCAAGAGGGUUGUCGCACCGCACUGGAGGCUCUUCUGAAGAAAAACAUCCUGUGGGUGAUCGUCGCUGCUCUCGUCCUCGCUUUUAUUGAGAUCAUGGGCGUUGUGUUCGCCUGCUGUUUAAUGCGAGGCAUCCGCAGUGGCUACGAAGUCAUGUGA